Messenger RNA from Dioszegia hungarica, 447 nucleotides. RefSeq lists its product as uncharacterized. Lineage: Eukaryota; Fungi; Basidiomycota; Tremellomycetes; Tremellales; Bulleribasidiaceae. The record is from RefSeq and is a predicted model, not a curated record. The transcript is spliced from 2 exons. The coding region runs from base 1 to 447 and encodes 148 amino acids.
AUGUCUCGCACCGACAUGUAUGACUGGAUGACCACCAUCGUACUCCGUCAGAAGACCCACGAAUUCCGCAAAGUCCUCUAUCCCGCCUCCGUCCGCCGCGUUUGGUUCUACGAGACCUCCCCCAUUAGCGCCAUUCGCUACGUCUGCGAAAUCGGUCCUCCCGUCAUCCGCCCCUCCCCCUCAGCUGGCGAAGUAGACACCUCCCCGGGCUCUUGGCUCCCGGAUGACGGGUCGAUAGGAAACGCGGAGUACAAUGCCCGUACUGGCUUGUUCGCGAAUUGCGAUUAUGCCUACCCCGUUCUGUCGUGCGUUAGGUUGAAGGAGGCGAUCCCGCUGGCGAGGAUGAGGGAGGACUAUGGGAUCAAGUUGGCGCCGAAGGGGAUGAUAUACGUGCCGGAGGCGAUGAGGGAGGCGUUGGACUUGGGGGAGCAGGAGAAGGUAUGGUAG